Bombina bombina (fire-bellied toad) is the source of this 13980-nucleotide messenger RNA. RefSeq names its product mucin-2. The transcript is spliced from 58 exons. Gene Ontology annotation, molecular function: protein binding. The record is from RefSeq and is a predicted model, not a curated record. Gene Ontology annotation, cellular component: extracellular matrix. Bases 1 to 13848 code for a protein of 4615 amino acids. NCBI's taxonomy places the organism in Eukaryota, Metazoa, Chordata, Amphibia, Anura, Bombinatoridae.
AUGAAGCACCGGGAACUGGAACAGGCCCAAGGCCGGAAGCAGGCCCUAAGCCUGCAAAAAACGGGCCUAAAACUGCAGACAGGGAUUGCACUAGUGACCACAUGGUCGCUAGCUGUCCCUGCUGCAGAGACCCCAAAUUCACUGGGCAUGGCAAAUUUGAUGAGGGCUCAGCACCUGAACCAAGACAAAGGAGAAGAAUUUUUUCCCACUGUUACCAUUUUACAUGUUUUGCAGGAAUAUGAUUUAGUUGAUAUUACAAAAAGUAAUGAUUUAGCGUUUGCCCAUAGGGCUCUUACUACAGUGAAUCUGAACCCUUUUUAUCUAUGUUCUACAGGGCGAAUCCUUAACCACGGCCACUAUGUCUGCAGCACCUGGGGAAACUAUCAUUUCAAGACCUUUGAUGGACACGUUUAUCAGUUUCCUGGGCUCUGCAGUUACAACCUGGCCUCAGAUUGUCAGGAGGCCUACAAGGAAUUCUCUGUCCACAUUCAGCGUGCCACAGACAGUGGUCAUCCACUCGUUGAACAAGUUAUAAUCACCAUUAAAGAUAUCGUCCUUCAGCUAAAGAGCAAUUUAGUCGUGGUGAAUGGAGUCAUUGCGAAGACACCUUACUACAGCUUUGGAAUUCUCAUUGACAAGAAUGACGCCUACAUUAAGGUGUUUACGAAGAUUGGACUUACCCUCAUGUGGAAUAGAGAAGAUGCUAUAAUGGUGGAACUGGACUCUAGGUUUAACAACAAUACCUGUGGUCUCUGUGGGGACUACAAUGGCAAUCCAAUCCAUAAUGAAUUCAUUUCUGAAGGUAUGAUAAUCAACCCUGUGGCCUUUGGAAAUCAGCAAAACAUCCAUAAUCCAAAUGAUCAAUGUACAGACCCAGAUGAGACCAAGAUAGCUGAGACUUCCCAUUGCUCCACAUAUCGCUCAGUUUGCGAGCAACACCUGGGACAAGCUGCAUUUUCGGACUGCCACUCCCUUUUAGACAUGGAAUCCUACAUUCAGACUUGUAUGUUAGACAUGUGCGCCUGUGGCAAUUCACAAGACUCCUUCUGCCUCUGCAGCACCAUAUCUGAGUUUUCCAGGCAGUGUUCGCAUUCAGGGGGCCGUCCAGAGAACUGGAGAUCUGACAGCUUUUGUUCAAAACAAUGUCCACAGAACAUGAUUUAUCAAGAAAGUGCGUCUCCGUGCAUGAAUACCUGCUCGCAUCUGGAGAUUCAUAGUCUGUGUGAGGAACAUUACAUGGACGGCUGUUUCUGUCCUGCGGGAACUGUACUAGAUGACCGCACAGGAAAGGGCUGUGUACCAGUUAGCGAGUGCCACUGCACACACAGUGGGGUAACCUAUGCACCAGGGCAAACCAUGCAGAAUGAUUGUGACGAAUGUCGCUGUCUAUUAGGAAGGUGGAGCUGCACAAACAAUGUCUGCCCGGGUGUGUGUGCCAUCGAGGGAGGGGCUCACUUUACAUCCUUUGAUGAGAGGAAGUUCACUUUCCAUGGAGACUGUUACUAUGUGCUGUCAAAGGGUACAAGAAAUGAAUCUAAUGCUAUUCUAGGAGAACUGGCACCUUGUAGUUCAUCAGAGAGAGAGACCUGUCUUAAGACUGUCAUCCUUCUCACAGAUAACAUGAAAAAUAUUCUCACCUUCAAAGCAGACGGCACUGUGCUACUGAAUCAGCUAAAAAUCAGCUUACCCCAUGUCACAGCAACCUUCUCUAUCAUACAGCCGUCCAACUCUUACAUCAUUGUUGAGGGAGCCUAUGGCAUGCAAAUGCAAAUCCAGCUGUUACCCAUGAUGCAACUGUAUAUCACCAUGCAGAAGAUAGCCAAAGGUCACUUGCAAGGCCUUUGUGGAAACUUCAACUCCAAAGAAGGAGAUGACUUCCUAACAUCUGGAGGCCUAGUGGAAGCAACAGCAUCAGCCUUUAUCAACACCUGGAAAGCCCAGCCCACCUGUGGUGACAAAGUUGAUUGGCUGGAGGACCCAUGCAGUAUCAGCAUUGAGAGCAAAAACUAUGCCGAAUAUUGGUGUUCUCACUUGGAAAAAGAAGAAUCCCCCUUUGCCAAAUGUCAUUGUGUUGUAAACCCAACUGAGUAUGCCAAGAGAUGUCGUUAUGAUGCCUGUAACUGUAAGGACAGCGAGGCCUGCAUGUGCGCUGCCAUCUCAUCGUACGUCAGGGCCUGUGCCGCUAAAGGAAUCAUUCUGUGGGGCUGGAGAAACGGCAUUUGUGACAAGGAUGUUACUACUUGCCCAUCAACUCAGGUCUAUCUGUAUAACCUCACCACAUGCCAAUCUACUUGCCGCUCCCUGGAGGAGGGUGAAAAGGCCUGUGGCAAUGAGUUUACAGCAGUAGACGGUUGUGGGUGCCCAGAUGGAGAGUAUCUGAAUGAGAAGAACCAUUGCGUGCCAAGAUCCAAGUGUUCAUGCUACUAUAAUGGCAGAUACUAUAACCCAUUGGAAGUUAUCUACAAACAGAAUGAGCGAUGCUCUUGCCACGAUGGAAGAUUUAUCUGCACCUCUCAUGGUAACGAAACUUGUCCCACUGGGAAAGUCUUCUUUGACUGCAACAAAGUCCAGCAAAACUCCUCAAUAAUUUCAGUGCAUAGAAGCUGCCAGACUUUAAAUGUCGAACUUUUCCAGACUGGAUGCAUCUCAGGCUGUGUUUGCCCAGAUGGGCUUUUGGAUAAUGGAAAAGGCGGCUGUGUUAAAGCCGACCAAUGCCCCUGUGUUCACAACAAUCACUUGCACGAUCAUGGUGCAAAGAUCAAGGUCGAUUGCAAUACAUGCACAUGUCGGAGUGGCCAAUGGACUUGCACUGAUGUUGUAUGCUAUGGGACAUGUACCAUCUACGGAAAUGGUCAUUAUGUCACCUUUGAUAACAAGCUGUAUGACUUUGAUGGGAACUGUGAAUAUGUAGCUGCCCAGGACUACUGUGGAUCAAAUGGCAGCUUCAGUGUUAUUACAGAAAACGUCCCAUGCGGUACAACGGGAGUCACAUGCUCAAAGGCUAUCAAAGUCUUCUUAGGGAAAACAGAACUGAAGUUAGCAGACAAAGAAGUAGAGAUAAUUCAGGUGGAUUCUGAUAAGCAAGUGCAGUUUCUAACACGUGAAGUGGGUAUUUACCUGGUUAUUCAAGCCAGCAAUGACAUCCUUUUGAUUUGGGACAAAAGAACCACUAUAUUCAUCAAGGUGUCGCCUGCAUAUAAGGGAAAACUCUGCGGACUAUGUGGAAACUUUGACGAUACCGCAAAUAAUGACUUUACCACCAGUCACAAGCUGCCGGUCACAAGUGUGUUGGAAUUUGGUAACAGCUGGAAAGUCAAUCCCUCGUGUCCUGAUGUAUCAACUGAGAUCCACCCUUGUUUACUCACCCCACAUCGUAAGGCUUGGGCUGAGAAGCAGUGUGAGCUUAUCAAAAGCGAAGUUUUCAAAGUUUGUCACAGCAAAGUGGAUCCUGCCCCAUUCUAUGAUGCUUGUGUCCAUGAUGCCUGCUCGUGUGAUGCUGGUGGGGACUGUGAGUGCUUCUGCACUGCAGUUGCUGUCUAUGCUCAAGAGUGCACCAAAGCUGAAGCCUGCGUCUUCUGGAGAACGCCAGACGUUUGUCCUAUAUUUUGUGACUAUUACAAUCCAAAGGAUAAGUGUGAGUGGCAUUAUCAUCCAUGUGGUAAUCACAGCGUAGAGACCUGCCGAUCCAUCAACAAUGUCUACACUAAUGUCACUGUCACUUACCUGGAAGGUUGCUACCCAAGUUGUCCUCCUGAGAGACCAGUUUAUGAUGAGGACAAAAAGAUAUGUGUGACUAAGGAAGAGUGCGGAUGUUAUAUCAAUGGUACUCAUUAUGAGCCUGACACCCCGAUACCAACUGAUGAGAACUGUCGCUCAUGUGUAUGUACUUUACAAUCAACAGACAACUGCACAUUUGAUCAAACAGCGUGUUUCUGUAUUGUUGAUGAUGUAAAAUACAAUGAUUCUGAUAUAAUCUCCAGUAAAGAGGAGUCAGGAGUCUGUAUUGUGCAGACAUGUGUUAAUACAACUAUUCAAACUGACAUCACUCUCUGUCAAUCCACAACGCCAGUGUUCGAAACAUCCAUUCCUGUUGUAACUACUUUAGCUACAACUACUACAAAAGUCACUACUACAACACCGUCAUCUUCCACAACUUGUGCUUAUGAGCUGGUAUGUGAAUGGGGCCAGUGGUUUGAUGUUAAUAAGCCAGGGGAUGGGCUUGACAGUGGUGAUUAUGAAACAUAUGAUGAGAUAAAAAAACAUGGGCAUCAGAUCUGUGGAACUCCUGAAGACAUACAGUGCAGGGCUGCAUCAGCACCUGAUGUUAGUCUGGAUGAUUUGGGACAGAAGGUGCAUUGUAAUGUAUCAUAUGGACUGAUCUGCAAUAAUAAUGAACAGAUGCAAAGUUCGAGUCUUUGGCAGAAAUGCUACAACUAUGAGAUUCAAGUGAAGUGCUGCUCCUGGCAGGCGUGUCCUUCUUCUACUACGUCAACAACCACAACCCCGAAAACAACAACAUCCACCAUUCCAACCACUACUACUACAACUGAACCAACAACAUCUAGCACUCCAACCACUACUACUACUACUGAACCAACAACAGAGACCUUUCCUACUACUACUUCAAAAACAACACCUCCGGAAUCUACAACAACUCCAAUAACUACACCCACUCCAACUCAAUCGUCCACUGUAACUCAACCAACUACUACUAGUGUUACGCCAACUACUACUACAGAAGUACCUACAACAACUGAGUGUGUCACGGAAGAGACAGAGGACACUACACCAAUCCUUACUACAACAACACCAAUCCCUACUACAACAACAUCAACCCCUACUACAACAACACCAAUCCCUACUACAACAACAUCAACCCCUACUACAACAACACCAAUCCCUACUACAACAACACCAAUCCCUACUACAACAACUGAUUGUACCCCUAUCUGUUCGUGGAGCCCCUGGUAUGAUGUGAGUUACCCUAAAUACGGUGUUAAUGGAGGUGAUUUUGAAACUUAUGAGAACAUUAAAAAUGAAGGAUUUUCUAUAUGUGAUAAGCCUCAAAACAUUUCCUGUAGAGCAUCAAAAUUUCCUGACACACCAUUGGAUGAGCUGGGGCAAAAAGUAACUUGUGAUGUCACCCAUGGCCUUGUCUGUAAUAACAGAGACCAAGAAGGGUUCAUGCCCGUUUGUUACAACUAUGAGAUAAGUGUGGAGUGCUGUGGGGAUCUUCCACCCUGGUGCACAACAACUACUCCAGUGAAAACAACAACAACCACAACAGAGAAGACAACUACACCACAAAGCACAACGACUCCAGGGUCCACAACCACAACAGAGAGGACAACAACUACACCACAAAGCACAUCUACUCCAGGGUCUACAACACCCACAACAGAGAGCACAACAAGUACACCCCAAAGCACAACUAUUACAGAGAUUACCACAACUUCUCCAACAACCACAACAGAGAGAACAACAACUACACCACAAAGCACAACUAUUACAGAGAUUACCACAACUUCUCCAACAACUACAACAGAGAGCACAACAAGUACAACUCAAAGCACAACUACUCCAGUGUCCACAACAUCCCCCACAAUAACUUUUACAACUGAGUGUACCCCUAUCUGUGAGUGGAGCCCCUGGUAUGAUGUGAGUUACCCACAAUACGGUGUUAAUGGAGGUGAUUUUGAAACUUACGAGAACAUUAAAAAUGAAGGAUUUUCUAUAUGUGAUAAGCCUCAAAACAUUUCCUGUAGAGCAUCAAAAUUCCCUGACACACCAUUGGAUGAGCUGGGGCAAAAAGUAACUUGUGAUGUCAACCAUGGCCUUGUCUGUAAUAACAGAGACCAAGAAGGGUUCAUGCCCGUUUGUUACAACUAUGAGAUAAGUGUGGAGUGCUGUGAUCUUCCACCCUGGUGCACGACAACUACUCCAGUGCCAACAACAACCACCACAACAGAGAAGACAACAACUACACCACAAAGCACAACUACUCCAGGGUCCACAACCACAACAGAGAGGACAACAACUACACCACAAAGCACAUCUACUCCAGUGUCCACAACUACAACAGAGGGGACAACAACUACACCACAAAGCACAACUACUCCAGUUUCCACAACAACCACAACAGAGGGCACAACAAGUACACCACAAAGCACAACUACUCCAGAGAUUACCACAACUUCUCCAACAACCGAGAGCACAACAAGUACAACUCAAAGCACAACUACUCCAGUGUCCACAACAACUACAACAGAGGGCACAACAAGUACAAUACAAAGCACAACUACUCCAGUGUCCACAACAACUACACCACAAAGCACAACUACUCCAGUGUCCACAACAACCACAACAGAGAGCACAACAACUACGCCACAAAGCACAACUAUUACAGAGAUUACCACAACUUCAACAACUACAACAGAGAGCACAAGUACAACUCAAAGCACAACUACUUCAGUGCCCACAACAACUGAGUGUAUCCCUUUCUGUGAGUGGAGCCCCUGGUAUGAUGUGAGUUACCCUAAAUACGAUGUUAAUGGAGGUGAUUUUGAAACUUACGAGAACAUUAAAAAUGAAGGAUUUUCUAUAUGUGAUAAGCCUCAAAACAUUUCCUGUAGAGCAUCAAAAUUCCCUGACACAUCAUUGGAUGAGCUGGGGCAAAAAGUAACUUGUGAUGUCAACCAUGGCCUUGUCUGUAAUAACAGAGACCAAGAAGGGUUCAUGCCCGUUUGUUACAACUAUGAGAUAAGUGUGCUGUGCUGUGAUCUUCCAUCCUGGUGCACGACAACUACUCCAGUGCCAACAACAACCACCACAACAGAGAAGACAACAACUACACCACAAAGCACAACUACUCCAAGGCCCACAACCACAACAGAGAGGACAACAACUACACCACAAAGCACAUCUACUCCAGUGUCCACAACUACAACAGAGGGGACAACAACUACACCACAAAGCACAACUACUCCAGUGUCCACAACAACCACAACAGAGGGCACAACAAGUACACCACAAAGCACAACUACUCCAGAGAUUACCACAACUUCUCCAACAACCGAGAGCACAACAAGUACAACUCAAAGCACAACUACUCCAGUGUCCACAACAACUACAACAGAGGGCACAACAAGUACAAUACAAAGCACAACUACUCCAGUGUCCACAACAACUACACCACAAAGCACAACUACUCCAGUGUCUACAACAACCACAACAGAGAGCACAACAACUACGCCACCAAGCACAACUAUUACAGAGAUUACCACAACUUCAACAACUACAACAGAGAGCACAGCAAGUACAACUCAAAGCACAACUACUUUAGUGCCCACAACAACUGAGUGUAUCCCUGUCUGUGAGUGGAGCCCCUGGUAUGAUGUGAGUUACCCACAAUACGGUGUUAAUGGAGGUGAUUUUGAAACUUACGAGAACAUUAAAAAUGAAGGAUUUUCUAUAUGUGAUAAGCCUCAAAACAUUUCCUGUAGAGCAUCAAAAUUCCCUGACACAUCAUUGGAUGAGCUGGGGCAAAAAGUAACUUGUGAUGUCAACCAUGGCUUUGUCUGUAAUAACAGAGACCAAGAAGGGUUCAUGCCCGUUUGUUACAACUAUGAGAUAAGUGUGCUGUGCUGUGAUCUUCCAUCCUGGUGCACGACAACUACUCCAGUGCCAACAACAACCACCACAACAGAGAAGACAACAACUACACCACAAAGCACAACUACUCCAGGGUCCACACCCACAACAGAGAGGACAACAACUACACCACAAAGCACAUAUACUCCAGUGUCCACAACUACAACAGAGGGGACAACAACUACACCACAAAGCACAACUACUCCAGUUUCCACAACAACCACAACAGAGGGCACAACAAGUACACCACAAAGCACAACUACUCCAGAGAUUACCACAACUUCUCCAACAACCGAGAGCACAACAAGUACAACUCAAAGCACAACUACUCCAGUGUCCACAACAACUACAACAGAGGGCACAACAAGUACAAUACAAAGCACAACUACUCCAGUGUCCACAACAACUACACCACAAAGCACAACUACUCCAGUGUCCACAACAACCACAACAGAGAGCACAACAACUACGCCACAAAGCACAACUAUUACAGAGAUUACCACAACUUCAACAACUACAACAGAGAGCACAAGUACAACUCAAAGCACAACUACUUCAGUGCCCACAACAACUGAGUGUAUCCCUUUCUGUGAGUGGAGCCCCUGGUAUGAUGUGAGUUACCCUAAAUACGGUGUUAAUGGAGGUGAUUUUGAAACUUACGAGAACAUUAAAAAUGAAGGAUUUUCUAUAUGUGAUAAGCCUCAAAACAUUUCCUGUAGAGCAUCAAAAUUCCCUGACACAUCAUUGGAUGAGCUGGGGCAAAAAGUAACUUGUGAUGUCAACCAUGGCCUUGUCUGUAAUAACAGAGACCAAGAAGGGUUCAUGCCCGUUUGUUACAACUAUGAGAUAAGUGUGGAGUGCUGUGAUCUUCCAUCCUGGUGCACGACAACUACUACAGUGCCAACAACAACCACCACAACAGAGAAGACAACAACUACACCACAAAGCACAACUACUCCAGGGACCACAACAGAGAGGACUACAACUACACCACAAAGCACAACUACUCCAGUGUCCACAACUACAACAGAGGGGACAACAACUACACCACAAAGCACAACUACUCCAGUGUCCACAACAACCACAACAGAGGGCACAACAAGUACACCACAAAGCACAACUACUCCAGACAUUACCACAACUUCUCCAACAACAGAGAGCACAACAAGUACAACUCAAAGCACAACUACUCCAGUGUCCACAACAACCACAACAGAGAGCACAACAACUACACCACAAAGCACAACUACUCCAGUGUCCACAACAACCACAACAGAGAGCACAACAACUACACCACAAAGCACAACUACUCCAGUGCCCACAACAACCACAACAGAGAGCACAACUACACCAACAAGUACAAGUCAAAGCACAACUACUCCAGUGCCCACAACAAAGUGUAUCCCUGUCUGUGCGUGGAGCCCCUGGUAUGAUGUGAGUUACCCACAAUACGGUGUUAAUGGAGGUGAUUUUGAAACUUACGAGAACAUUAAAAAUGAAGGAUUUUCUAUAUGUGAUAAGCCUCAAAACAUUUCCUGUAGAGCAUCAAAAUUCCCUGACACACCAUUGGAUGAGCUGAGGCAAAAAGUAACUUGUGAUGUCAACCAUGGCCUUGUCUGUAAUAACAGAGACCAAGAAGGGUUCAUGCCCGUUUGUUACAACUAUGAGAUAAGUGUGGAGUGCUGUGAUCUUCCACCCUGGUGCACAACAACUACUCCAGUGCCAACAACAACUACCACAACAGAGAAGACAACAACUACACCACAAAGCACUACUACUCCAGUGCCAACAACUACCACAACAGAGAAGACAACAACUACACCAUACAGCACAACUACUCCAGGGUCCACAACCACAACAGAGAAGACAACAACUACACCACAAAGCACAACUACUCCAGUGUCCACCACAACCCCCACAGUUUCUUCUACAACUACAACUGGCCCUGUGAUUAAAACAUUUACUACAACUGCAACUACACAAAAUGUCACAUCAGGUGGACAGGUACUAGAAACAACAUCUACUCCUCCAACUACCACAACUAAAACUACAACUACAACAGAAUUUUCUACCACUACAACAUCUCCCCCAACUGAAUCCUCAACCACCACAACAACUUCCCCAACUACUACGCCUGAGGCUACAACCACCCCAGAAAUUACCACCACUAAAAUAUCUACACCCCCUGAAUCCUCAACCACCACAUCUACUCCUCCAACUACCACAACUGAAACUACAACUACAACAGAAUUUUCUACCACUACAACAUCUCCCCCAACUGAAUCCUUAACCACUACAACAGCUCCCCCAACUACUACACCUGAGGCUACAACCACCCCAGAAAUUACCACCACUAAAAUAUCUACACCUCCUGAAUCCUCAACCACCACAACAUCUACUCCUCCAACUACCACAACUGAAACUACAACUACAACAGAAUUUUCUACCACUACAACAUCUCCCCCAACUGAAUCCUUAACCACCACAACAGCUCCCCCAACUACUACACCUGAGGUUACAACCACCCCAGAAAUUACCACCACUAAAAUAUCUACACCUCCUGAAUCCUCAACCACCACAACAUCUACUCCUCCAACUACCACAACUGAAACUACAACUACAACAGAAUUUUCUACCACUACAACAUCUCCCCCAACUGAAUCCUUAACCACCACAACAGCUCCCCCAACUACUACACCUGAGGUUACAACCACUCCAGAAAUUACCACAACUAAAAUAUCAACACCUCCUGAAUCCUCAACCACCACAACAUCUACUCCUCCAACUACCACAACUGAAACUACAACUACAACAGAAUUUUCUACCACUACAACAUCUCCCCCAACUGAAUCCUUAACCACCACAACAGCUCCCCCAACUACUUCACCUGAGGCUACAACCACCCCAGAAAUUACCACCACUAAAAUAUCUACACCUCCUGAAUCCUCAACCACCACAACAACCCAAAGUACCACAACCUCUACUCCUCCAACUACCACAACUGAAACUACAACAGAAACAACAACUAGUGCAACAACAACAAGUGUAAGUCAUACUACUACUGAAACUCUAACUACAACACCAUGUACCCCUGAGGAAGAAGAGACGACACCAAUAUCUACUUCACAACCAGUGGUGUCCACCUCAUCUGUAACUACAACAACCUUAACCACACCCACACCUACACCUAUCAAGAGUACAAGUGAAACUUUGCCAACCCCACCUGAAACUACAACCUCAGUGACAACCACUCCAACACCUUCAGUCAGCACAUCCACCAUCAUUUCUACUCCCUGCUACUGUGUGUUCAAUGGGAUAACAUAUCCACCAGGUGCUGAAAUAACAAGUGGUAUUGCUAAUGCAACAUUGUGUUACAAGAUCAUUUGCAAUGACCAGUGUCAGAUAGACAUAGAUAAAUUUUUCUGUGGAACUAGUACAACACCUGAAUCAUCGACCACUACACAAUCUACAUCACCAUCUACAGUUCCAACUGCUACACCACCAGAGCCGUCAUCUACCCCAACACUUCCAUCUACUACACCACCAGAGACAUCAACUACUACACAAUCCACACCCCCAUCUACGCCAACACUUCCAACAACUUCACCACCAGAGUCAUCAACUUCUACACAAUCCCCACCACCAUCUACCCCAACACUUCCAACAACGACACCACCAGAGACAUCAACUACUACACAAUCCACACCCCCAUCUACCCCAACACAUCCAACAACUACGCCACCAGAGACAUCAACUACUACACAAUCCACACCACCAUCUACCCCAACAUUUCCAACAAGUUCAUCAACCACAAAAGGAACAACAAAAUCUACAACAAAACCAACCCCGACAAAAACACCAAUGGUUCCUUUAACAACAACAAAACCUGGAUGUCCAUUUGAGCCACAUCGUGAGCACAAUGAAACAUGGAUGUUAUGUAACUGUACCAUGGCCAGGUGUCUGGAAAAUAAUACUGUUGAAAUCGUAGAACUAAAAUGUGAACCCCCACCCAAGAUCACCUGUGCCAAUGGGCGACCUCCAAUUGCUGUGCCAGAUGAUGACCUCUGCUGCUGGCACUGGGAAUGUGACUGUGUGUGCUCAGGUUGGGGAGAUCCCCAUUAUGUAACCUUUGAUGGAACCUAUUAUAGCUACCAAGGCAACUGCACAUAUGUCUUAGUAGAGGAGAUUAAAAAGAAAGUGGAAAAUUUUGGUGUCUACAUUGACAACUACGACUGUGGAGAAAGAGAUCGUGUGUCAUGUCCACGCAACAUCAUUAUUCGUCAUGAAACACAAACAAUUCAGAUUGUGGCGAAAACCUUAGCACCUUUAAGUUUGAAGGUUGUUGUAAAUGACAAUGAGGUUGCGACACCCUACAAGAGAUAUGGAGUGUAUAUAUAUCGAUCUGGAAUUAAUUAUGUAUUGGAGAUACCUGAGUUGGGAGUCAAUAUCACUUAUAAUGGUCUGGCCUUUGCUGUGAAACUUCCUUAUGGUCGUUUUAGAAAUAAUACUCAAGGGCAGUGUGGUACUUGCACCAACAACAGGGAUGAUGACUGCAUGACACGUAGCGGAGACAUCAUUUCCAACUGUGAGAUUGCUGCUGACUCAUGGAUUGUGCACGACCCAACAAAACCUCAAUGUACUAGCAACAUUAAGAGCACAAUUUCACCUCCAAUCACAUUGCCUUCAAGUUCCUGUAAACCUUCACCCCUUUGUGAACUCAUCAAAGGAGACACAUUCAAGAAAUGCCACUCAACCCUGUCUCCGGAAGAUUACUACCAAGCCUGCGUUUUUGACAGCUGCCACGUUCCUGAUAGUAACAUAGAGUGUACCAGCUUGCAGCUUUAUGCAUUACUAUGUGCAGAUCAAGGCAUUUGCGUUGAGUGGAGAAACAAGGCCUCAUCUUGCCCUCUCUCCUGUCCCUCACACAAGGUAUACCAGGCAUGUGGUCCUGUUGUUCAAGAAUCCUGCCAGACUACUCCUAAAGAGGCAGCAUUGAUUAAGAACGACACCCGUAUAGUUGAAGGAUGUUUCUGCCCCAGUGGCACGAUCCCCUUCAGUGCAAGUGUUGAUGUCUGUGUGGAGAUCAGCAAAUGUGGAUGUGUUGGCCCAGAUAACGUACCAAGAACAUUCGGAGAGAACUUUGAGUUUGAUUGCCAAGACUGCACCUGCAUGGAUGGUGGUAGUGGAAUUGUCUGCAAGAAGCACGCAUGCCAGAAACAGAUAGCGGUGCAAUGUGACUUGGAAGGUUUCUACCCUGUGAUUCAAAGCAGUUCCACUGACAAAUGCUGCAAUGAAAGCAUUUGCAAGUGCGACACCAGCCGUUGCUCUAAGAACCCUGUUUCUUGUGGCCUUGGGUAUGAAGCCGUUGGUAGUAUCCCAGCAGGACACUGCUGCCCUGUUUACAAAUGUGUACAAAAGCAAGUUUGUGUGCAUGGAAACGCAGAAUAUCAACCUGGAUCUCCAGUUUAUUCAGACCAAUGCCAGAGCUGUGUAUGUGCAGAAGGUGGAAAUACCACUACAGGAUUGCAGAUCAAAUGUAACCGAGUGGCCUGUAAUAUACAGUGCCCGCUGGGCUUUGCACUAGUUAAGUCAGAAUCCGACUGCUGUGGAAGAUGUGAGCAGACUCACUGUGUCGUGACUCAUGGAGGAAUUUUACAGCUCUUGAAGCCUGGGAAUAUCAUUCCAGCUGAGAAUGAUAAUUGCACCAUGUAUAGCUGCACCAAGAUAAAGAAUCAGUUCAUCAGCUCUACGUCUCAGAUCUCCUGCCAGACUUUUAUUGAGUCUGAAUGUGAACCUGACACCAUACAGUAUCUACCCAAUGGUUGCUGCAAGAUAUGUAUUAAGAAAAGCAGCUCCUGUAAGAUACAAGAGUUUCACGAUUAUCUCACAUAUAACAACUGCAGAUCUCACGACGUAGUCAAAAUGUCUCGCUGUGAAGGCACAUGUGGCACAUUUUCCAUGUACUCAGCUGCUGCUAGGUCUAUGUCCCAUAAAUGUACCUGUUGCCAGGAGGUGAAGACCAGCAUAAGACAAGUAGAUCUCACAUGCACUGAUGGAAGCGUUGUUGGCCAUGAUUAUAUCACAGUUGAUGAAUGUGACUGUGUCAACACAGAUUGUGGAACAGCCAAAACGGAUGAGCAGUUCUCUUUGCGAGACAAGCGGUCACUAAGAAGAAAGAGACACUUAGGAAAUCACUAAAUGCAGGUGGUUUUCUAAAAAGAAAACCACAGAAGCAAAUGAAAAAUUAAAUAAGUAUAUAUAUAUAUUAAAAUUAUAUUUCUGUGUAUUAACUUUUGCUUCUUUUAAAUAAAGCACUUUUAUCUCAUACAA